CCACUUUGCACUGGGUCCUGCUCAGCUCUGACUGCCGCCUACAUGAGGACGUGGUAGUAUCAAUCUAGGAAGGACCGUUUAGAUGAUCGUUGUUCUGACCUGUUGUGCAUUUCUGCUGAACGAUGUUUGACCAGGCGGUGUGGGUUGCUGCUGUUACAGUGCUAGGAGUGCUGGAGCAAGCGUACUUUUCCCUGAAGGUGAUCUACGCUCGACGGAAAUACUCCAUCCCCCCUCCAGCUACCGCGGGACACCCCGAUUUUGAGAGAAUCUUCAGAGCACAAGCAAAUUGUUCUGAAUAUUUCCCCUUAUUCGUGAUUACACUUUGGGUGGCUGGACUUUUCUUCAGCCAAGCUCUAUCUGCUUUUCUUGGGUUCCUGUACAUUUAUGGACGAUAUCAGUACUUCCAUGGAUAUGCAGAGUCUGCACAGGGAAGACUGGCCCCUCUGUACUUCAUUGCAAAAGUGCAGUGGGGGCUGAUUGCCUUGUCGGCCCUCGGGGUGCUCUGCUCUAUGAGUCGGCUGCAUUUGGGUGUGGAUCUGCUCGGCUCUCUGUGUGAAGUGCUCGGCCUGAAUCAACUUGAGUGAAUGCAGGCAUUGGAAAACAUUUCACCUUCACUUUUUAAUAAGGAGUUUAAUAAAGACUUUUAAUAUGCAGGGUUUUAAUAGGGUUUUUUUUUUUUAAUCUUAUUGUUUCCGCAUUAUUUUGGCAGUUUAAGUAAUGAAUAAAUCACUUGAGCUAUGAUUGACAUGAACAUGGAAUUACAUGCUUAUUUUCCAUAUUACAACAGCUUGUCUUGAAUUUUAUUUUCUUUCUUUAUUUCUGUAUUGCUGACUUUUUUCAUUGAUUUUUCAUCAUUCAUUUACAAUAUAUUAUUUACAAUAUAGCAGCAGUAAACCUUGGUUCCCUGACACUCUUUAUUUCUUUAUUUCUCUUUUUUAAGUUAAUAAGAUGAAAAGGCAGCUUGUGAUAUGACCCAGAAACCCUUUGUUCUAAAAUCUUCCCUGUGUCAGAAAGCUUACUGUUACAGCUUAACUGUAAGUACUGACAGCCUUAAAUAAACGUUAAUAAUAAACAUAUCCACUUAUAGAAAACAUUACAA
This is a messenger RNA of Tachysurus vachellii, 1099 nucleotides long. RefSeq names its product leukotriene C4 synthase (gene ltc4s). The transcript has 5 exons. Bases 123 to 584 code for a protein of 153 amino acids. The record is from RefSeq and is a predicted model, not a curated record. Gene Ontology annotation, cellular component: endoplasmic reticulum; membrane; nuclear envelope. Gene Ontology annotation, biological process: leukotriene biosynthetic process. Gene Ontology annotation, molecular function: enzyme activator activity; glutathione peroxidase activity; glutathione transferase activity. NCBI's taxonomy places the organism in Eukaryota, Metazoa, Chordata, Actinopteri, Siluriformes, Bagridae.